AGUGACCAAUCCUUGGAAAUACUGGACAUUACUGGUCAUUUAUUGUAACAUCUGCUAUUUACAUCUGUAUGUUUGCUAUAUGAAUGGUGAUACAAUAUUGUUUCCUUGCAAAUUGGUCACUUCCUCUCAGGAAAUUGACAAGACUAAUUUUACACAUUAAGUCCUGGUGUUUAGAUGAAAUUGUUUUUUUACAUGAGUCAAAAGAGUUUGUUGAUUGGAAAAUAGUUUUGAAAGAUAAACUAGAUUAAGUGAUUAUGAACGUUCAGCUUAUAUUUAUAUGAUCUUACUAGAAAUGGACGUUACAUAAGUGAAGUACAAAUAUUAUUGUGAAAGGAUAUACAAGAAUCAGGAAGUGUUUGUGUAAAAUGAAAGUGUGUUUUAAUUAAUUGAAUAAUAAAAAUAAAGGACCUGAAAUUCACAUGGAUAAAAUGCAUCAAUUUGAAAGUCGUAGUUUUCGACAAAGGAAAGUGCUCACAUUACAAAAGUUAGAGAAAAAGAAACCGUUUAGUCGUUCUUUAUCUUUAAUAAGUCGGAUUAGGAAUCUUUGGUCCCGGUCGGAUAGUUCCUCACAGAGAUCACCUGUUCCCACAACAAACAUUGCUGUUACUCCGCCAAAGUUAAAGGAAGAACACGACAAAAAUCAUACAUUGCCUAGAAAUGCCAGAUUAGGUAUAGUACAUGAGAAUCCGAGAAUAUUAUCUGAUGGAGAAAGUGAAGAAAUCUCAAUCACAUCCAAUCCUGGCAGCAGGGAGGACGUUGUCUCAGCAGUUAGAAUGAGGAACCGACAAAGAAGAUAUAGCCAGGAGGCAAACAAACGCCUGUCUCUUCCAGCUGAUAUGAGACUACCAAGCCAUAGGUCUAGAACAAACCUAAGUAGUCCAGAAGGUCAACUGAGUCGACGGUCAAGAAGGAAGUCUCUUUCUGAAAUUGGAUUUGGAAAGAUAGAAUCCUACACGAAAUUAGACAAAUUAGGAGAGGGAACAUAUGCUACAGUGUUCAAGGGUAAAAGUCGACUAACAGACAAUCUUGUAGCUCUGAAAGAAAUACGACUAGAACAUGAAGAAGGAGCACCAUGUACAGCCAUUAGAGAAGUCUCAUUACUCAGGGAUCUGAAGCAUGCAAAUAUAGUCACCCUCCAUGACAUCAUUCAUACAGAAAAGUCUCUCACUCUAGUCUUUGAAUAUUUGGAUCGUGAUCUCAAACAGUAUAUGGACGACUGCGGUAAUAUAAUGAGUAUGAAUAAUGUAAAGUUGUUUUUAUUCCAAUUACUACGAGGCCUUGCAUAUUGCCAUAAAAAACAAGUGCUACAUAGAGAUCUUAAACCACAAAAUCUUCUAAUUAAUGAAAGAGGAGAACUUAAAUUAGCAGAUUUUGGUUUAGCCCGUGCCAAGUCAAUACCUACUAAAACAUAUUCCAAUGAAGUGGUCACAUUAUGGUACCGACCACCAGAUGUAUUACUAGGUUCUACAGAGUAUUCUACUCCAAUAGAUAUGUGGGGAGUUGGUUGUAUAUUUUAUGAGAUGGCAUGUGGUCGGCCAUUGUUCCCAGGGUCAACAGUAGAAGAUGAACUUCAUUACAUAUUUAAAAUUCUAGGAACACCAAAUGAAACUCAGUUCCCAGGACUUAGUAAAAAUGAGGACUAUUUGUCUUAUAACUUUCCUUUCUAUAAGCCAGAACCACUUAUUAAUGUAGCACCAAGAUUAGAUGGAGAUGGUUUAGAUUUGUUAUCAAAACAUUUACUGUAUACAGCUAACAGAAGGUGCUCAGCUGCAGAGGCUAUGAAAUAUCCUUUCUUCAACAGUUUGGGACCAAGUGUACAUAGGUUACCAGACACUGUAUCUAUAUUUACACUACCUGGUAUAAUAUUACACAAAGAUCCUGGAAUGAGGUCCUCAUCAUUAUCAUCUACAGGUAAAAUAAGAAGACAGAGUAUGCUGUUUUGAUCCAUGUGACAUGAUUAGAUUAUGUAUUUAACUGAGCUUGCUGUUUUAAUCCAUGUCAUGUGAUUAAAUCAUGUGACUGACAUGUGAUACAUUUCAUGUGAUAAUCAAAGCAAAUAUUUCUUAUGUGCAAACCAGUGCUUUUGAAUGACAAACUAUACAUAUGAUAAUUGCUGUUAAUUGAUUUUGUAGUAUAAAACUAGUGUGUGCAUGCUAUAAUUACAUUUUUAACCGUAUUUUCACAGGAAAAAUUGGUUAUUUACUAGUUACCUCUCAUUUUUUAGUUAGCCAUAUUUUCAAAGGAAAUAUUGUUUAUUUACAAGUUACCUCCCAUUUUUAAGUUGACUUAAAAAUGAAAAUUAAAAUAACACAAGGUCUUGUAUUUUUAUUUUAAAAUUUUUACUUGUCAAACCAAAUAUGAAACUAUAUGAAUUUCAUCGAUAUUCAGAAUAGAGUUGUUAGUAGAGUAGCAUACCCGUAGCCAGGGGGGUUCGGGUUGAAAACUAAUAAGGACUGUUAAAGUCGAUGUUCUGUUCGAAUUGUGACUGUUAAAGUCGAGUUUGUGAGUCAAACGAACCCCCCUUUGAAAAUUCCUGGCUACGGGCCUGAGUAGCCAAGAUCACAUUAGUUUAAUAAAAAUACCAUUUUGACAGUUUUCAGUACCAUGUAUAAGAUAGUAAUUACAUGUUGAUUGCUAUGCUGGUUUUCAAAGAUAACAUAUUUUAAAGUUGGACAGUAGAUAUAUUUUGUAUUUAAUGAAAUAACAUAUCAUGCUUGGUGCUUUUCAUAUAAUUGCAAUUUUUUUAUGACAGAACUUUUUUUUGCUUUAAGUGCUUUAGAAUAAUAAUACUUUUUUUUUAAUAAUGCACAAAAUCAGUCAUUUUAUAAAUAAGAUUGUGGACAAGCUCUAACAUAAUAAUUUUGGAGUUCUUAAUUUUUCUACUCACUGCAUUAGUGAAAAGAUUUGUUAAUAUUCUAGAAUAUAGUAUCUCAUAUAAAGUCAUAGUAUACAUAAUAAUUUGAAAGUGCUAAAAAAAGAAAAAAGUGUCCCAUGAAGAUUAAUUUGGAAUGAAAGUUGUCAUGAGUGCUUAUUUUGUUUUUAAAGUUUACAUAAUUAAUGAAAAUUUAAAGAAAUUUUAAAAGCAUGAAAGGCUUUAUUUAUUAGGAAAGCUGAGUCUUACAGACUUAUCAUUUUCAAUAGAAAAAAUUCUUGUAGCUGCCAUCUUGAACUUCAUCUUCAUUCAACCAUGUAACAAGAUGUAACAAGUUUGUUUAACUCAGGCAAACAUUUUAAAGGGUGUUAUUAAUUAUUAUAAUUCUUCUUGAUGUGUAUAUUGAAAAGAAACCACCGAUUUUUCAUCAUUGGUCAUUUUAACUGUGCCAUGUGAUGUAUUUGUUCAUUGUAUUGUAAUGUAAGAUUGUAACAUAAAUUGUAACAGUUGAUGACAUAGAACACUACAAAUAAUGACAUAGUACACUACAAAUUAUGACAUAGUACACAUAUUAUGACAUUGAAGACACUAGCCUAGUGUUGCAUGGAAUAGUUAACAAAACAAGACAAUGUUUGUAUAGUAUUUUUAUAAAUAAGUUUAUAUUAAACUUUUGAUUACACCAAUGAUCAUAAUUGUUUACAACCCAGAAUAAUGGGAACAAUUUAUACAUUGCUUUCAGGAGUUAUUCUAAUUGUUGAUUUUUCCUCUGAGUUCAGUAUUUUUGUGAUUUUACUUUUUACUGAGGUUUCAUAGCAUUGUUCAGUAGUAUUUGAGAUGUUUGAGGAAACUGUCAAUUUAAAUUUACAGAAAAAUACCCUUUUUUGGUUGAUUUUGUAAAGAUAUUUUUUUUAUUUUUUUUUGGUAAACUGAAAAACAUUGGGCAAUCGAUAUUGCUAUCACUGGUUUGUCUGUGUAAUUCCAUCUUAGAAUGAAUGAUUAAUAGCUAAUUAAAAUACAGUUUACAGAAAAGAAAUAUUGUAAUAACAAUAAACUUAAUCCUGAAAAACACUUCAAAUUUCAAAAGCUGUAUUCAGGACAAUUCUGACAUAAAUGAAAAGUGUAGUAUCACCUAGGUAACAUCACUUCACAGAUAUUACAGGAAAAUUAUAAUUAAUAAUGAAAUUCUGUAUAAACACAACUUUGUAGUUAUACAUAACAUUGACAUUUUAAUGUAGAUCUCACUUAAUAAAAUAGAAUUAUAUUAUCAUAAACAUUAAGUUGCUCUUUCUUAAUAAAACAAUGUGUGUACAUAUAAUUAUCCAGCUAGCUAUAAGAUGUUUUGAAGGUAUACCAUAUAACAGCUCCAUCUGUCUUGUAUGGUCAGUGGUGUAGCUAUAAGAUGUUUUGAAGGUCUCUAUAUCAUAUAACAGCUACAUCUGUCCAUCUGUCUUAUAUGGUCAAUGGUGUACAUAUGUGGUCAUCUCACUGUUACUUAUAAAUUUAUUAUAUAUUGCUAUAAAAAGCUGAAAAUAAAGCCACAGUUUUGUACUGGUUUUCUUUUCCUUUUACCUCGUUUAAGAAAUUAAAAUUUGUUAUACCAUCUCAGAGGAUUGACACUACCACAGUACGACCUCCCUUCUUUUUUAUGUUUACCUCAUUUUGUGUAAAAACUAUAUGGGAAAUUUUAUUUUUUUAAACCAUCUUAAAUGCUUGACACCCGUCUUAUCAAGAUAGCUUAGGAAUACUCACAUCAAGUGAUCUUGGUUUAGUUUAUUGAUAACUGUCUUCCAGAAAAAUGAAAACACAAUGUUUAUGGCAAUUUAAUUGCCAAAGGGACGCUUGAAAUUUUUGGAAAUAAUUGUUCUUCAAAUUUCAGAUUCACCAAUAGCAUUUCAUUAUGAUUAAAUUACUGAUGUUAGAAAAUGCCAAGUCUCUUUGUGGUUGACAGACAGUUGCAAUUAUCUUUUUUCCAAACAUUUUAUGCUUGCAUUAAUGGUAUAUUAAUAAUUCAAUAGUUCAAUGAUAACACAAUAUUUCAAAAAAGCCAGGAAAGAAAUAUAUAAUGUUGCAUUAGGAAAAUUUUUAAACGUCUACAAAAUAUAUGCUUACUAGUAUAUUGCCAGUGUAUCUUUUGAAUUUGCUUAAUAUAUAAUGAAAAGGAUUUUUUUUAUCAUUUUCUGAUGAGUAUUUGAUUUACUUAAUAAUUGAAAAGAUUUUCUAACAUUUUUAAGAAAGAACUUUUUUAGACAGAAAUAAGAAUUUUGUAUUGUAGCCCAGAAAUUUUGUACCACAACUUUGUAUAAUUUUGUAAAGAAUGUGUAUAAACGUACUACUAAUUUAUUUCUUCAGUAUUUUGUAAAUGUGACCUUUUAUAGGCUAUUUGAAAAAAGUUGAUGUUAUUUUCAAUUUUAUAUUAUCUUAAAAAAAAAUAGGAUUCUGCAUGAACAGAAAUUGUUUUUUCCAUAUUCAGGUUAAGAUUCUUCAAUUAGGACUUGAUUCCCCUUGUAAUAUAAAAAAAAUGCAUGUUUUUGAGAGAUAUAUUUGAAUUUUUAUCUGAAUUGCUACAUAUUUAUUAAUUUUUACCAGAUUUUAUCUACCUUCUUAUACCUAUCAAGUUGAUUUUUUGCAGAUUUUAUAAUAAUAAUUUUCAAAAAAUUAAAUCACAAAUUGGUAUGCCUAAAAAGAAAAGACAUUGCUCUUAGAAUUAAACAUGUCUAUUCAGUGAACUUUGUGUUGAAAUUUAAAUCAAAUUUAUAAACAAAAUUAUUUUUCAUUAUAAAACCGGUACAGAGUUUUAUUAAAUAUCUGAUUCAGUAUUAAUUGUGUCAUUAUUAAUAGUUAUUUUUUAAGCUAACACUGAUUUUGUUUUUCUAAUUAUAUAAUUCAAGAGAUUGAAUGUUGUGAUUGCCGAUUUAUUUAUAGUGCACACUCUCUGGCAGAGUCUGAAACAUGUAACCUUUUUUUUAUUUAUUUAAUUGUAUACAAAAGGAGAAAGGAUAUACAGUAUCAUCCUAGAGCAACUAAGUUGCAAAUUAAUUUUUGUAUAAAGAUAAUGAUGUAGAUUUGAGGCACAUCAAUUGUAUAAUAUGACCGUCAAAGUUUACAGUUUGUUAUAAUUAACACAAUUAAUUAAUGCAAAUAUUUGAUGUAAUCGAUUGACUAAUUUCAAUAAUCAGUUAGUGUACUUAAUGAGAUGUGUUUUAUAUUUACACCUCGGACAAUAUAGAAGAUUUCUAAAUUAUUUAUUGAUUUUAGUUUGUUUAAAAUAUCGUGCUUUAACUUAAAAAAUGUCUACUUUGCAUAAUGUUUGGUGGUUACACAAUUGAAAAAUUUUUUUUUUUGAUAAUUUCAUGUCAACUAUAUUUUAUUUUGAAAAUGAAACUCACGAAAAAAACAAUGAGUAUGCACAAAAAUGCACUUUAAACUUCAAAAGUUUAUCAUGACAGUUGAUUAUCUCCCCUUUAUCCCAUUUGUGUUAAUUAUAACAUUUUGUAGAUUCUGACAUGCAUGCAAGCCAUAUCAUCACAUUUGUAUUCACAUAACAUAUAUAUCACAUCAUAAUCUGUUGAUACCAAAUAGUUCAGCUUUUUAUGACAAUUCUAGCAUGUAGGAUAAAAAAAAAGAAUUUGUCAAAUUUUUACAACUCUAAGUAAAUUUAUAUAGUAAGACAUUUUGUAAAAAAAAAUCUGGCUGAAUAAAGUGUGCAUGAGUCCAUUAGGCUUAAUACAAGGCAAACCAAUUUUCAGAGUUGUUUUAAUUUAAAAAUAAGAAUAUUUUUUAUUGGGCAAUGCUUUUAUUAACGAAACCAAUAUCAAUGAUAUUUCAAAAUUAGAAAAAGUUUUUUGGAAACAAAAUCAUGCAAUUCAAAAGUUUUUUAAGCAUUUUAUUAUAUUCUUAUGCAGUGGUAAAAUGCCAAAUCAAUUUUCUUUCAAAUACCAGUUUAGUAUCCCUAAGAUGUUCUGUAAAAAGGAAGCUGUCCUUAUCUGUUUAUUUUAAUGAUACAACUUUGAUAUUCUAUCUGUCUAUCUGUUGUAUGUAAAUGUGUAUUUGUCCUUUGAUGUGAUGCACAUAUAGCAGUAACAUGUAUAAAUACCAUAACAUGCCUCCAUUUUGUAACAAAGUAACAUGUUUUCAUUAAUGAUGCCAUCAUGUCAUUUUUACAAUAAAUGCUAAACUGCA
Messenger RNA from Mytilus trossulus (common blue mussel), 7051 nucleotides. Its product is annotated as cyclin-dependent kinase 17-like. Bases 420 to 1943 code for a protein of 507 amino acids. The record is from RefSeq and is a predicted model, not a curated record. Gene Ontology annotation, molecular function: cyclin-dependent protein serine/threonine kinase activity; ATP binding. Gene Ontology annotation, cellular component: cytoplasm; nucleus. The transcript is spliced from 15 exons. NCBI's taxonomy places the organism in Eukaryota, Metazoa, Mollusca, Bivalvia, Mytilida, Mytilidae. Gene Ontology annotation, biological process: protein phosphorylation.